CGUAUUUGCGUAUACAAGUACCACUGCAGCUGUGUCAAGUGUUAGAUUAUCCUGUCUGCCAAGUGUGAAAACUGGUGAUGCGGAUUUCUGCCAUUUGACUUGUUAUUUUAUUGUAAGGUUUGGGCAGUGGAGGAGAAGGAGGGGUUUGUCAACGGAAGACGAAGUUUUUCAGGUUUUCUGAAUCUGAAAAAUGAAAAUCGAAAGUCAGAAUGACAUGCGAUACACCACACGGAAACUUCUGCGCGAACUCACAACGGGUUUGAUUUCACACUAGGCUACUAAUAAUUAUUAAAUCAAAAAAAAAAAAGGAAGUAAAACCCUCGCAAGAGAUGGAAAAGCGCGCUACGCAGCGCCUUUACGGUAAAAACUGUGCGUGACGUGACGUGAGCGCUAACGGAAGCCGUGUGUUUGUGCUCCUGGCUCAACAAUAAGUGCUGCGGUCGGCUUAGCAUUUAAGCGUCUCACCUUCAAACAGAAAGUGAAAGUUUUUCUUGGCUAGUCAGGAAGGAAACCCCGACGACAGACAGUGACUGCUGCAUCUGGGUAGUCCUUAAAAUGCGUGUACAGCUCAAGCAGGUCAGUCAGCCUCGGACACCCAGGACGCACUGGAUAUGCGCGCGGCGACCCUAACUUUCCUUUUCAUCAUCUCUGAAUACUCCACCAUCACAGGAGGAGAUGGAAAUUGUGGGGCUCCUCCAGAGAUUGCAAAUGCAGAGAAAGUAAAAAAUAUCACAAGUCCCAAGUUCCGCAUGACGUGUAAAGAAGGAUACCUGAGAGCAGCUGGAACUUCCAGCCUCUUUAAAUGUAGAAAUAACUCAUGGGAUAACAGUCCUCCUCUAGUAUGCAAGCGUCGUCCAUUACCGCCAAAUGUAACCCAGCUGAUUCACACUUCUAGUUCAACUGUAACUUCGUCAAUGUCCAGUCCAACACCGAAGACAUAUAACGUGACUGCAUCACCAGGAAAACACACUUCCACAACAUCUGGGAAAAUUGUCUUCACAGCAACACACACAGCUUCCACAACAUCAUGGACAUCCCGCCAAACCUCUCAGAGGACCACAACAAUGGAGGAGACAUCUGUCACCACAUCAAUUACGGCUAGAAUUACAGCUUCGUCCACGACUGAGAAAGAAAAUAUGAUCACAAUGUCCUCACAUUCCUCUAGCAGCUUCUCUCCCACAAGCACUGGAGACAUUGGUGCUUUGUCUAAUACAGCCACAAAGGGCAUCACUGCAGGGAUUUUAAUAGUUGUAAUUAUUGCUGGAUUGGCAGCUACAGUAGCCGUUCUUUUUUGGCGUCGACGUUCAAAGCUACCUGGUGGACAUUCUGUAGAAAUGAUGACCCAGAAUUCUGGCUCAGAUCAGCCCUUAAUGAAGCCGCACACCUUCACAAGCAGCUGUCCUCCAGACCCUGUUACACCUCCAGUCACUCCUUAUAAAGACUCUUCCGGGAGCACAUAUAUUAAUGCUCCUCUUUCUGCUUAAAAUGCUUACCAGGGCAAGUUAAAUAGAAAAUAUUUCAUGUGUGGACAACAGCAUUAUGAUCAAAAUGCUAUGUUUACAAUGAAAAUGCAGCAGACAAUCCUGAAACAGUGAAUCCAAGACAAGAAAAAAAAAUCCUUCUAAACAUCCUUCAUUGUAAUGGCCAGUUUUAUUCUAGUAUUUUCUAGCUCUAUAGCAAUAUUUAGAUCAUCAGACCCACUUUCGUGCAUUUCUACAGAACUUCAGCUGCAUUUGCUUUAUCUGCGUUGCAUGACACUUGUAUGUGCUCUCAGUAUCUUUUCACUUAAAAAGUGCAGAAAUGGCCUUAAAUCUAAGUUCUUUUACAGACAGUUCGUGUGUUUGUUAUUACUUUCACACAAUAUUAAAGUUUUUUAUUUAUUUAUUUGAAGUAUAUACAGGAUAAUUUUUUUUACGUGUUAAACUGGAAAUAAUGAAUAUAUGAGUUAUAUUUUUCCAAAAACCUGCAGAUUUUGUGUGUGCAAUCCCAAAUGUCUGGUACAGUGGACACAGCAUUAUAUUAUAUAUGUUAUAGUGACCCUAUAUAAAUAUAUAAUAAAUGUGUUGUGGCGUUUAAUAUGCAGCAGUAAACUUUGAACAAUAUGUACAUAAUGGGUAAUGUUUUUGCUCUCAGAACUGAGAAGUUAAAGUAAUAUAGAAGUUUAAUAAUUGGGCUCUGUGCCCCAGCAGACUGUUUGACAUGAAAAAAUGACCAUACAUUUAUUUGCUUGCUUUAAGUGUAUUUACGUGUAUGAACCAUAUAGGAAUCAUUUUAAUACUAUUCUUGUACAUACACUCCUGGGCAAAAAAAUGGGCCAAGCCCAAAAUGGCAAAAUAUUAAGCUUUUAAUGGUCUUAACAACAAAUCAUUGGUCAGGAAAUUAGCAAGAAUUAAACAAAUAACUAAAGGAACUCAGUAUGGGUUUAAGACUUGUGGCCCUUGAUGGACUGCAUCAGGUGUGGCAGAUAACCAAAUAACAUCCCAGAAGAUAUUUUUAGAAAGUUUUGUACACCCAGAUGUGUGUUAUUUUACCUUUGCAUACAAGAAGAAUAUAUAAGUGACUUUUCCUGUUUCUAGCUUUUCCUGAAGCAGUGCACUACAGCAAAAGUAAACCAGCAAAUGGUGGCACAGGAGCUCUCAGGAGUGUGUUUGUUUAAUUCUUGCUAAUUGUAUGACAAAUGUUUUUUAUUUUUUUUAUUUAUUUUAUUUUUUUUUCGUUAAGACCAUUAAAAGCUUAAUAUUUUGCCAUUUUGGGCUUGGCCCAUUUUUUUGCCCAGGAGUGUAGUCAUCUAUUUUCAGAAAAAAGCAUGAGCAAUCUGAUGAUGUAAGAUCAGUUAAAUAAAGUAAGUUAAGUAAGUUGC
Molecule: messenger RNA, 2860 nt
Organism: Pangasianodon hypophthalmus (striped catfish)
Lineage: Eukaryota; Metazoa; Chordata; Actinopteri; Siluriformes; Pangasiidae
Product: mucin-3A
Exons: 9
Coding region: 612-1484 (290 amino acids)
Biological process (GO): interleukin-15-mediated signaling pathway
Cellular component (GO): plasma membrane
Molecular function (GO): interleukin-15 receptor activity
Source: RefSeq, a predicted model, not a curated record